Messenger RNA from Hyaloscypha bicolor E, 402 nucleotides. RefSeq names its product HET-domain-containing protein. The annotation marks the transcript as partial. The record is from RefSeq and is a predicted model, not a curated record. The transcript has a single exon. NCBI's taxonomy places the organism in Eukaryota, Fungi, Ascomycota, Leotiomycetes, Helotiales, Hyaloscyphaceae.
UAUCAGCCACUUGAUACUACCGUUGACAGUAUUCGACUCCUUGUCUUUAACAGCAACAUUUCAUCGCCUUUCAACCAUGGGCCCGAGAUUAUGCAAUUCGAAAUGAUAAACGUUGAGUUCUCAACAAUGCCCAAAUACCAAGCACUUUCAUAUACUUGGGGUAGUCCGGACAUAACGAAGACCAUCGCAAUUAACGGGGCUGUAGUUGAUAUUCGGCAAAAUCUGUACGAUGCCCUGUUUAAUUUCUACGAACGUCUAGAACGGGGGGCUGAGUUCUUGCUUUGGGUAGAUGCAAUCUGCAUUGAUCAGCAAAAUCUUCAAGAACGCACAAGCCAAGUGCGCCUUAUGGACUUUAUUUACACCCGUGCGCAGUGUGUUAUAAUUUGGCUUGGUCUGCCAGGG